Molecule: messenger RNA, 1205 nt
Organism: Saccostrea echinata
Lineage: Eukaryota; Metazoa; Mollusca; Bivalvia; Ostreida; Ostreidae
Exons: 7
Coding region: 139-837 (232 amino acids)
Source: RefSeq, a predicted model, not a curated record
AGAAAUUUUAUAACUUAGUAUGAUAUAUUCUGUCCAUCGCUAAAAAUCAAUUUUUCAUCUUGAGUCAAAUGACUCUAUUUUUGAAGUGAUCGAGAACAUUUUAGCAGGAACUUUACCAGUGUUUACUUCGAACUCAAAAUGGCAAGAGUAAAAAUAACAAAGAAAUCCGAAAAAAGAAAAGAAUUAUUCCCGUCAGGUGUUCAGUCUAAUAAAGUGGGUAAAAAGAAAAAAGUUAAAAAUCUAGCAAAAGACUUGAAGGAGGGGAAAUCUCAGAACUUGGGCGUGGUAAAAUCUUCCCUUGGUCAGUCAGGAAGAAACCAAUCGAGCACCAAAAUUACAGAUAGAACCCAUGGAACAGAUGGGUUACUGUUUGCUGAAGAAGACACGAGGAAAGUCAUUUUCACAAAAGACCAGAUGGAAAACUGGAAGCCAAUGUCCGAAGAGUUGUUUGACAAUGUCGCCAAAAUUAUUGGAACUUCAAAACAGUUUAUUCUGAAUAAGUCCAUUGGUCUUUAUUAUGACAGUGUGAAAACAGCUAUGAAUUUGUCCGAGAAAAGAUUGUUGGGAGGAUUAAAAAAUCUGAAAGUACCACAUCAACAAGGAAAAAGAUCCCCUCAACACUUUGAGGGUUCUGCAGCUGAAGAUCUUGAUAAAUUGGAAUUGCAUGGAUGUGAAUUGGAAUUUAAAAUUUCAAAACAAAAUGAUGCAUGUGACCAACUUCAAGAGGAUUUAGAAAAAUUGAAGGCUUGCCAGGAAAGCUCAGAAGUUCACCCAUUGCUACAAAGAGACUUUACACCCUCCCUAAAGCUUCCCAAGGUUAAAAAAAUGGAAACAUGAGAUAUGUUGGACUUGAGCAUUUAAUUUAAGAACUAAUUUAACAAAAAUAUCCUGAAUCCUGGGAUAUUAUACACUUACUUUGAAACUGAGCAGGUAAUCUAACAGAAAUAAUGAAGCAAUACCUUGUGGUGGAAUCAUUUAUGUAGCAACAGUUUAAACACUGCGGAUUUGGGCUGACUGUCAACAAAAAGCCAUUUUCUUAACAAGACAUGAUCUUAAUUCAAAACCUCAGUGACCAUUUGAAAUUGGUUUUAUUAGUAAAAUAUGUUUUAGAUCAUACAUUUACUUUUGAAUGUAUCACACAUUUCAAAUACAUGUAUUUGUAUGUAUAAAAAAAUGUCAUUUAAUAUUAAAUUGCAGAAAAACAA